AGUUCUCUCUCAUUUGACGGACUUCUCGGCGACGCGCAGGAAUGGCAGCGGCGGACGGGUCGGCACGAGACCAGGAUUUAAUGCAGUAAUUUCACGUUUCCGUUCAUUUCUAUGGGCUGCUCUGUGGGGAAAACAUUUUGUUACCUUCGUACGUACCUUCUCAGCACUUUUGUGUCUGUCAUAAAUCCUCGUGAGGUCUAAACGCAUGGCUUUUGUUUGAGAACAGUGUGAACGGGAUAGAAACACCCAAUUUUCGGACCGUCUUUAUCUGGGAAAGAAAGUGAUUUAUUCAUCUCUGUUUGGGACACGUACAGUGUCUGGAUAAUGUCUUCUGCUCGGGUCGAUUAUAUCGCUCCAUGGUGGACUUACUGGCUCAAUCAGUUUCCUCAUGUGAAUUUGAGGUUUCAGUCUCUGGAUCACACGUUUAAACCGCAGGACGAGAACUACCAGCAGUCUCUCAUCUUCCUGGGUUGUGUAGCGGCGGCCGGUCUUGGUGUAAACUUGCUGUGCCUGGCGAUAUACCUGAGCUGUCUGUGCUGCUGUCGAAAAGAUGAGGAGGAAGAAGAAAGUAAGAAGUCCAAUUCUUGCUGUGUCACGUGGGCAGCAGUUGCUGCAGGGCUCAUCUGCUGUAUUGCCGUGGGAGUGGGUUUCUAUGGAAACAGCGAAACCAAUGAUGGGGUGUACCAGCUGACCUAUUCCCUCUACAACGCCAAUCACACGCUGGCAGGAGUGGACAGCUUGGUGACUGGUACUAUGGGAGGGAUGCAGAGCGGCCUUAAAGAUCACUUGUCCCGAUUGGAUGAGAUCUUUGCAGCACGGGGAGAUUUCGUUCAGACGCUGCAUUUUAUGCAACAGAUGGCCGACAACGUCAUUAAACAGCUCCUGGGACUUCCUGAUUGGGAAAAAGCAAAAGUAGACCUGGCUGCCAUAGCAGAUCAGACGGCUUACAUGGAGUAUUACAGGUGGUUGACAUACCUGCUGAUUCUGAUCCUGGAUCUGGUUAUCUGUCUAGUUGCGUGUCUCGGCCUGGCGAAACAAUCCCGCUGGCUGCUCACCACAAUGAUGGUGUUUGGUGUUCUCACUCUCAUCCUGAGCUGGGCGUCUCUUGGAGCGGAUGUGGCCACUGCAGUGGGUACAAGCGAUUUCUGUGUUUCACCUGACAAGUUUCUGAUGAACCAGACGAAAGAUGUCAUCAGCUCAGAUAUUGUGCACUAUUACCUGUACUGCAGUCAGACCCUCCCCAACCCGUUUCAACAGUUUGUCUUGCAGUCCCUGACUGUCUUCCAGAGAUCCCUGACCACCAUGCAGAUGCAGAUUCAGGGUCUUCUACAGUUUGCUGUGCCUCUGUUUCCCACAGCAGAGAGGGAUUUACUGAACAUUCAGCAUCUGUUGAAUAAUUCAGAGGCCAGUUUACACCAGCUCACCGCCCUGCUGGACUGCAGGGGACUCAAUAAGGACUACCUGGAUGCUCUGAUGGGUGUGUGUUAUGAUGGUGUGGAGGGUUUACUGUAUCUGUGUUUGUUCUCUCUGCUGGCUGCUACGGCCUUCUCCAUCAUGCUGUGUGCCAUCCCGAGAGCAUGGCGGCAGAUCGCCAACAGAGAAAGAGAUUAUGAUGACAUGGAUGAUGGGGACCCGUUCAACCCUCAGAGCCGACGAAUGACGACGUCGCAUCCGGUCAACAUGCACAGUUUUGGUAGUUACAGUAGUAGCAUUGGCAGCCAGACCAGUCUGCACCCCCCGACACAGACACAGACCGUCUCCAACGCCCCCGUCUCAGAGUACAUGAACCAGACUGCGCUGUUUGGUGGAAACCCGCGCUAUGAAAAUGUGCCUCUCAUCGGGAGAGGAUCUCCUCCUCCUUCGCUUUACUCACAGCCAUAUAGAAACAGCUAUUCUCCGACCAUGAGAGCCACUUACCUCUCCAUGACUGAGGACCAGAUCAGACACUUCGGGGAGGAUUUCCGGGCAUAGAACUGAUCUCCGUCCCUCUGUCAUCCACUUGUUUCCCCUGGCUUGAUUCGGUAACAUGGACGCACGGAGAACUGUAAUGCCAGCAUGCGUGCGCUCCCCUUUUUGUGUUUUACUGUAUCUGACUCGCCGGACCACAGUGUGAGAGAAGAACAUCAUUUUAGGAGCACUGAUUCUCUGUGUGUGUGUGUGUGUGUGCGUGCGUGCGUGCGUGCGCGCGCGCAUGUGUUUUUAUGUGUUUGCAAGGGUGCUUGCAAUGCAUUGUCACUAAUCCUGAUGGUGCGGUGCAUCUACUGACACGUUACUGUGAGGUGCUGAAAUAACUUUUGUUUGUAUGUUUAUAUUAUGUAUGUUUCAGUCAGGUAGGCUGUUGGUCUUCCUUAUAGAGCUGUUUAGGCAUGAAGUCAAUGUGUAGACAAACCUGUUACUUACACCGUCAUGCCUGGGAUAUACAGUCAUAAUUCUAAUGUGAAUGUGAUGCAUGUUAAUGUUGUAGACCAAGACGUGAAGUUUUCGGUAAUCACAAAUUUAACUUCUCAUUAUUUUCUGGAUUAUUAGACAAAAGCCUAAACAGCUCUAUUGCCUUGAACACAGAAAAUUGAACACAUUUUACAGGACCUAAUACAUAACCUAAAAAAGGUUAGCCAUUUGUUAAAAAAAAAAUGUAAAUAAAUGUAUCAUUAUGGACACUGGCUGAAUAUUCUGUCCAUUGGAUGCCAAUGGUGAAACAGUAGGUUUGCUUGAUACUUUUCGAAGCGAUUGUUGCUCAUGAAAAGUCCUUUUAUGCUGUCUUGAUUACUGUGCAGAAUGAACUUUAUGGUUAUGUCAUCAUUUUUUAUGACGGAUGAUCGUACAGAUACUAAUGUACCUGUAUUUUAUCUCUUUAUUUUGAGUGAAACUCUCCCCCCACCCGAAUAUUUUAUGUGCCCAAGAAUGGAAGCAUGUUUUGUGCCUCUUAAAGAUCCCAUGAAUUUACAUGACAGCUUUCUUUUUUAUGUGUUUAAAUACGUGUUGCUGUUGAAACGAGGGGGUCGUAUCAACAAGAUUUAUUUCCUGUCAAACCCUUUGCUGUCAGAGUCAGCUAGUGUCAGAUGAGGGACAUUCUACAACAUUAAACAUUUUAUACAAUUCAUUUUACACAAACGCAAUAUACAAGUUGUUCCUUCAGAUGUCCUUAAAGAUGUCAAAUUUAAAGCCACAAGGUCACAUUAAGAUUUCACAGGUUCUUUAAACCCUUUAUUUUGAUUUCUCAUCAAUUUUGUGUUGUUUUUAUGAAUGGCAGGGAUUGGGCAUGAAAAAAAAGCUAUUGUGUCAUGCAGGCAUUUUAAAGCACAAUCUGUUCACUGGGGGUUUAAAGUGACCCUUAAGGUGUUUCGCGUGUUUUCAAGUGAUAUACCAACCUCAUUUCCGGUAUGUCGUAAUGACAAACCUCUAUGUCUAGACUAGCACACUGAGCCAAUUACUCUCCAUGUUGCAAAUGUUUGUCUAAUAGCAGAAUAUACACUUUGUAAUAACCUGACCAGCUGUAAAUACUGUAACUUGUAUGAUAACAGAUUUUGUGUAAUUUUACUUUUUUGGGGUCCAUUCUGGUGUGCCACAGUAUCUUGUUUGAUGAUAAACUCAGCUACAUGGACAGAAAAGCAAUGUGUCCUCAUUUGGAUUUAAUGUGGAUUUCAAAAUGUCUUACAAUUACAAAAGGGGUCCAUGGCAUCAGUCUUGUUUAUUGCCUAGUUAGACUGUUUUUAAAUACAGUUUUCAAACUUAUUUUAAUACUUGGGAUGCAUGGGCAGUACUGAUUUAAAGACAUUGAGGGGUGGUUGAUUUCUGUCUAAUUUAGAAGACAGAAACCUGGUGAAUAAAACUACUGA
Messenger RNA from Triplophysa rosa, 3836 nucleotides. RefSeq names its product tweety family member 2 (gene ttyh2). The record is from RefSeq and is a predicted model, not a curated record. The transcript has 15 exons. Lineage: Eukaryota; Metazoa; Chordata; Actinopteri; Cypriniformes; Nemacheilidae. Bases 325 to 1971 code for a protein of 548 amino acids. Gene Ontology annotation, cellular component: plasma membrane. Gene Ontology annotation, molecular function: intracellularly calcium-gated chloride channel activity; volume-sensitive chloride channel activity.